CACGACUGUAUGUCACUUUCCCCUACAGGAAAUCGGGAGACUGCAGAAAGUCCAAGGCCCUAGUGCCAUCAGCGCAAAAGAUGAGAUGGCGAGGCUGUCACGCCAUCUGGGUUCAUUGCCUCUUCUAGCAAAACACCGAAUAAACUGCAUUCGAACGGCCAUUAAACGGAAUAUGGAGGUGCAGAAUUAUGCAUAUGCGAAGCAGAUGCUUGAGCUCCUCCUGUCAAAAGCGCCUGCAAGCAAGCAAGAUGAGUUAAGAAGCCUGAUUGACAUAUGUGUUCAGCGAGGUUCAUCCAACAAAUUCAUUGAUCCUUUAGAAGACCCCUCCCAGUUCUGCGCGGCCACACUUAGUCGUCUGUCAACUAUUGGAUACGACGUUUGUGAUCUCUGCGGGGCCAAAUUCUCUGCUCUUUCGACUCCUGGCUGCAUUAUCUGUGGUAUGGGAAGCAUCAAAAGAUCGGAUGCACUUGCAGGACCCGGACCUGUUCCUUCACCAUUCGGCUGAAAAUUGAUUUACACAUUUCUCCAAUUCAAUUAACUUCUUGAUAAUUUUGUUUUGUUCCUUGUGUUGUAGAGUCCCCAUCUCCCUCUCUACCUACCGGAAGCCUUUGCCAUUGUUUUUUUAGAAAAUUACUCACUUCAUGGCCAACAGGAAGGGAAAUAGAUGUGCUGGUUGGAAUAUAGUGGAAAAUUUUCUUGUCUUGUAGAUGAGUGUAUUUUUGUUCUCCAA
Molecule: messenger RNA, 730 nt
Organism: Camellia sinensis
Lineage: Eukaryota; Viridiplantae; Streptophyta; Magnoliopsida; Ericales; Theaceae
Source: RefSeq, a predicted model, not a curated record